AUGUCAGAAACGUUCAUACAAUCGUUCACACAUCUCAAAGACAGACAAAAUGCAGAUCGUGCGCUGCACAUGCUCAAAAAGGUAGCAUCGCUCGUAAAACCUAUCAUGCGCAAGCAUGGAUGGGUCUUGCCUGUUCUUGCAGAAUUCUUCCCCGAUAGCCCUAAUCUACUUGUAUGUUCUCGUCAGAUGCAGGUCAAGGUUGGAACUCUAACGCCUUGGCCAGACGUGAAUAUGGGACAACAGAUCCUCAUUCGACUCCGUCCCGCCCACGCCCCAGAUACAUUCUACGAUCAAGAAGACAUUGUACAAACUAUGCUGCAUGAGCUCACGCACAACGUACACGGCCCACACGACGACAAAUUCUACAAAUUCCUCUCAGGGCUCCAAGAUGAAUACGACGCCUUACAGAGGUCGGGAUACGCCGGGGAGGGGUUCUUCUCCAAAGGCCAGCGAUUGGGUGCCAACGUCUCUCACGAUCUUCCACCUCAUCUGGCAAGGGCCAAGGCCCUCGAAGCGGCGGAGAAGAGGCGGAGGACAUCUAGGGUGUUGGGUAGUGGCGGCCGUCUGGGUGGAACAAUUGAUACGAAAGGGAAGACGCCCAGGCAGCUGGCUGCGGAAGCAGCUGAAAGAAGGGCACGCGACGAAAAGUCGUGUGGCUCUCAAGCUGGCUCUGCGCUCGCUCAGCGCGAGGCCGAGAAGGCAGCCAGAGAAGGUAUCGAGAAUAAGGUUAUUGACUUGACUUUGGACGAUGAUUCGGAUUCGGAUGUUAUCAUCGUGGAAGACGUCCCAAGGCCUGUCGCGGGCCCAUCUUCAUCCUCAGCAGCUAAGCGCCCAGAUGGUGCUGUGCCGAAUUUUGUUGGCCAGGGAUCCUCUUUGAAAUUGAAGCCUGCCUCCGAUCGAAAAGAUUCUGUGAACGACCAAAGACCAAGAGCAAGAUCGCCCCCAGCAAGGUCAAACUCCGAGUGGGCCUGUCAGAUGUGCACAUUGCUGAACAAGCCAUUUGCACUUCAAUGUGAUGCCUGUAUGACAAAACGGCCGCAGGACGUCAGUGAAGGGUGGACAUGCCUCACUUGUGGGGAAGCCGGGAUGGAACACCAGUUCUGGUCGUGCCGAUUUUGUGGCAUAAUCAAAGCGGAGAGCUGA
Messenger RNA from Laccaria bicolor S238N-H82, 1143 nucleotides. RefSeq lists its product as uncharacterized. The transcript has 4 exons. Bases 1 to 1143 code for a protein of 380 amino acids. Lineage: Eukaryota; Fungi; Basidiomycota; Agaricomycetes; Agaricales; Hydnangiaceae. The record is from RefSeq and is a predicted model, not a curated record.